Molecule: messenger RNA, 425 nt
Organism: Staurois parvus
Lineage: Eukaryota; Metazoa; Chordata; Amphibia; Anura; Ranidae
Source: the annotation of a GenBank genome assembly
UCAGUCUGUAUAGGCAGUAAACCAUGAUUGUUAUACUCACUGUGGAACCUAAGGGGUUAAUCCUCCAACACUGUUUAAAGAGGCUGUUUGAUCCUGAUUUUUCUGAUCCUUCCCUUCUUCCAGUUUCCCCCUAUUAUCUCCUGGUAAUACAUAUCAUGUGGAGUCAUUCUGCACAUGCUCAGUUUAGUGUGUAUUGCUAGAGAAGUUUUUUUUUCUUGAGACAGUGCAUGUGAUCAGCACAGGGCCAAUCAGUACUGUCCAUGCAGAGGUCAGGGGUUCUGCAUCCUCCUAGAGCAGAAAGAAAACUCCUUCUACAAGUUUUAAUUAUGUAAAAAAGGUUGUUUUAUUCUGUCUUCUCUGAUCCUCCCCUUCUUCUACUGUCCCCAAUCCAUCUGUAGAACUCUAGAAGUCACUUUGCACAUGCU